Molecule: messenger RNA, 2341 nt
Organism: Salmo salar (Atlantic salmon)
Lineage: Eukaryota; Metazoa; Chordata; Actinopteri; Salmoniformes; Salmonidae
Product: meteorin-like protein
Biological process (GO): energy homeostasis; positive regulation of brown fat cell differentiation
Molecular function (GO): hormone activity
Source: RefSeq, a predicted model, not a curated record
GUGCAGGGUGACGUGCGCGGAGCUGGAGGCCAGGCAGCAGCAGAAGAUCGUUAUUAAUGUCAGGACUUCCUCCUGUCUGUUAGUCACUACCCUACUGCUCCUACUCCCCGAGGCUCCCAACGGUUUUACACGGAUAUCCCAUCCUGUCGAAAUGAAACGGAACUUGUACGGUACAAAACAGAACUGUUGAUUCUGGUGGACCCGUACCCUUCUUACCAGAGACUACGAUGUGAAUAAAUAGGCAUUUGCAGGAUUUAUUGGUGGAUUUUUGUGGUUACUGAGAGGCGGGACGUGGUCGGACCAUACUGGGGCGGAGGAGCGGUUGGUCAACUAUGCUGUGGCCAGGUUUAGCGCACUGGGUAGCGGCUGUGUUUCUCUGUAGGGUCGCCUCGGCGCAGUACACCAGCGAUCAGUGCAGCUGGAGAGGAAGUGGUCUGACCCAUGAGUCACACUCCCGUGAUGUGGAGCAGGUAUACCUGCGUUGCUCCCAGGGCAGUCUAGAGUGGCUCUAUCCUACUGGGGCCCUCAUCGUCAACCUGCGGCCCAACACGGAGCCCACGUCUGGGGCUUCCCCCGGCCUACACGCCUGCAUCAAGCCCCAGACAGACUCCCGCGGAUCACACCUCUACCUGGAGAGAGCUGGACAGCUCCGCCUGAUGAUGUCUGAGACAGAACAGGCGCGUGGCAGGGUGCAGUGUUUCUCCCUGACAGAGGGGGCGCUGUUCAUAGAGGCAGUGGGCCAGCAGGGCCAGCAGGACAUCAGCAGGAGGAUCACAGUGUUUCAGUAUGAACUGGUGGCCAGCCACGGACCUGGAGCUCAUCUGUACCCACACCUCAACACUGGCACUGCCUCCUGUACACCCUGCACAGAUGACCAGAUCCUGAUGGCGGUAUGCACCAGCGACUUUGCGGGUCGCGGCAGUAUCCGUGGCGUUGACACGCCCUCGUCAUCAGACCACUCCUCCGUUGCCGUGACGCUAAGCCGCCUGUUCCAUCAGAAGAGCGGAGUGUUCUCUUGGGACGGAGCCAGAGGAAAGGGGUGGUCCGGACGUCUGAACACGCCCCUGCGGUGCCGGCUGCAGCCGAGGGAGGAGGAGGAGUUCCUGUUCACGGGGGCAGUGCGGUUCGGAGAGGCGUGGCUUGGCUGCUCCCCGCACUACCGCCACUUUCUGAAGCUCUACCGGACCGCCCUGGAGACAGGAAGUAACCCCUGUCACAUGGACAUGGUCACAGACUGAGGCCUGCCCCCUCCGCCCCGGAGACAACCAAUCAGGGAACAGGAUUGGGAAACAAACUCAGCGAAUCAGGGACAUAGAGAGAGAGGGUUGGGUCGCUGACUGGACUGACAGGGCCCUGAUCCAAUCAGAGGAGGGAGGUCGUAAAGGGGCGGAAUCUUUGAUAUGACUGAGAGGUGAUUGGAUGUGGUCCCAAGCCCUGCUAACCGAUUGGCUGAAUCUCUUACAGUUGCCUAGCAGCAAGGAUAGUUGGCCUGUCUCUGAACAGUUCUAAAGCCAUCUGUCGUCAUAGAAUGUCUUAAGACCCUGGUGUGUGUGUGUGUGUGUGUGUGUGUGUGUGUGUGUGUGUGUGUGUGUGUGUGUGUGUGUGUGUGUGUGUGUGUGUGUGUGUGUGUGUGUGUGUGUGUGCGUGCGCGCAUGUGUUGGAAAUAGAUGUAAAUAUGAUCAUUGUUGUAAUGAAAGUUUGCUUUGUGAAAAGCUUUAUGUACAGUUUAGAGGUUGUCUUCUGACAGAAGUGUAUAGUGGGAUCCUGCACAGCGUGUGUGUCUUAGCGUGUUUGUGCGUGUCUAAGCGUGUUCAUGUGUGUCCGUGUGUGUCUUAGCGUGUUUGUGCGUGUCUAAGCGUGUUCAUGUGUGUUCGUGUGUGUCUUAGCGUGUUUGUGUGUGUUCUAGCGUGUUUGUGUGUGUGUCUUAGCGUGUUUGUGUGUGUGUCUUAGCGGGUUUGUGUGUGUGCCUUAGCGUGUUUGUGUGUGUGUCUUAGCGUGUUUGUGUGUGUGUCUUAGCGUGUGUCUUAGCGUGUUUGUGUGUGUGCCUUAGCGUGUUUGUGUGUGUGUCUUAGCGUGUUUGUGUGUGUGUCUUAGCGUGUCUUAGUGUGUCUUAGCUUGUCCGUGUGUUUCUUAGCGUGCUCGUACGUGUGUUCGUCUUAGCGUGUUCGUGUGUGUCUGUCUUAGCGUGUCCGAACGUGUGUGUACUAGCCUGUGAAUGUGUGUGAGCGUGUCUGUGUACGCUAGAGUGUGUGGUUCUGCAAUAGCGUAUGUGAACUAGUGUGUGUGACCGUGUUAAAGUACAAUAGCUCUCUGUUCUAGGGAAUAAACUAUCUUCCUGGAA